AUGGGCAUUGAACCUCCGCUUAGCACCAUCGCUGCUGGAAACGAUGCUGCAAGCACCCCGGUCGGCGUUAGAAGUCGAUUCCGGUGUUCUUACCGGCUGGGCGAGGCUGCAGCCUUGAAGCUUGCUGCGAGCCGCGGCUCUCCCGCACUGGCAGCUGCCAUCCAGGCAGGACAAUUCCCAAAGACUUCGGUCUAUGAGUUUGGCACCAACGAUGCGCUACACGCAGCGCCGGCACCUGCCAAGCCUACGCGGAUGUCGUUGAUGGCGGAGAAGCCACCGAAGCCACAGCCGAGGGAGGUGCCUCCAUCAGCACGACGCACAGCUUUUGCCAUCGGCCGUGCAGUGGCUACGUUGCCGGGGGCAGGCAUGCCGGCCCACGGGCAAGCAGCAGUUCCUUCGGUGGCCCCUGCAGCAGCGGGUCGUGGGGCGACCAACGACAGCACAUCAGAUGCCGGAAAUGGCAGCAGUGUUUGGCUGACGUCGCCGGGGGUUUCAGCGGAGUCUCGUGUUGCUGUGCGGCUGCCGCAAAACGAGUUCACGUACAUCGACCGGCCGUGGUUGCACUUCGUCACUCGUUGGGCAGCCAUUGAUGCGGAGAUCUUUCGAUGCAUCGGUGAGGCAGCCUUUUCGUUGAUCGACCUCGGUAGCUGCUGUGGCUUCUUCAGCUUGCAGGCGGCCGUGGCCUAUCCUCAGGCAUCCGUGUUCGGCGUGGAGGGGUCGGUAGGUAUCGGAAACGGCACGACGGGCUUAGAUGGUACGCAGGAGCAAAUCAUUGCGACGAAGGCUGUUCAAACCCACCUCCGAUGGAUCAAUCGACUGAAAUUGCCAAACUGCUUCUUGGCACCGGACGUCUGGGAUUUCAAGAAGGUUUCCGGCCUCGCAGCCGCUGGCAACCUUUGUGAUGUUCUUCUCCUCCUCUCUGUUGUCCACCACGUUGACAAUGUUUCGACCGACCAGUACACUGAGCAGGGCUGGAGCCGAGUGGAGCUUCAGCCAGCGGCACGCUGGGACUGCUGGCUGCCGGUCAGCGUCUCAGUUCAGGUCGGUGUCGGGAUUCCUGUGGGCGAUCCGAUCUGUGGCCCUUUUUACGCACGUGAUCGGUGUGUUUUCUGUUCCCAGGAUGGGCCAGGCUAG
Symbiodinium sp. CCMP2592 is the source of this 1134-nucleotide messenger RNA. The record is from the annotation of a GenBank genome assembly. NCBI's taxonomy places the organism in Eukaryota, Dinophyceae, Suessiales, Symbiodiniaceae.